AUGAAUGCAGAGCAGUCAACAGAGAAGGAAUUGAAUAUAACUUCCGAGUUAGCGAGCCAGAAAAUCCUCGGUAUGUGGUGGGAUACGCAGGAUGAUGUGUUCAAGUACAAGAUCGGAUGGACGAGAUUUGAUUCAGCGCUUCUCGAUGGAAGUCGUUGUCCCACCAAACGGGAGAUCCUUAGGACACUGAUGACCAUCUACGAUCCUGUAGGGCUGAUAGAUCACUAUUUGGUUCUACUGAAAAUCCUGCCUCAGGAGGUGUGGCGUACUGGGAUUGAUUGGGAUGAGCCUAUCACUGAAAAUCUGUUCGAGAGGUGGCGUACGUGGAUUCGUCUUCUCCCGGAAUUGGAGAAACUUCGGAUCCCAAGGCGUUACCGGCAAGUUGUAUUGUCGAUAGAAGAGGCUGCAGGAGAUAUGCACGUCUUCGUUGAUGCCAGCGAAAGUGCUAUGUCAGCCGUUGUGUUUCUGCGAUUUACGAAAGGUGACCAGCUGGAAUGUUCUCUGGUUGCGGCUAAGACUCGAGUAUCACCGAUGAAAUACACCUCAAUCCCACGGUUAGAGCUGCAAGCCGCAGUUCUGGGGUGUCGAUUGGCUGCCAAUGUAACACGAAGCCUGACGAUGAACAUUUGUAAGCGUACAUUUUGGACAGACUCUCGAAAUGUGCUCUGUUGGCUGCGUGCCGACCACAAGCGAUACAGUGCUUUCGUCGGAUCAAGAAUCAGCGAAAUAUUGGAAUCUACGGACAUCCACGAUUGGAGAUGGGUUCCGACUCGAUCUAAUGUCGCUGAUGAUGGGACCAGAUGGCGAGAUCGACCUGACCUAUCGUCGGAGAGCAGGUGGUUCAAGGGUCCAGAGUUCCUGAUGCAAGCAACAGAGAAGUGGCCCAGCCUUCCAGUAAAGAUCUCUACCGAGGAAGAGAUGAGACCCAGCGUAUUGUUCCACAUCAGUGUUUCCGAAUCGGUAAUCGAUGUCAGCAGGUUUUCGAGUUGGCGACGACUGUUGAUAGUGACCGGAUACGUGCUUCGUUUCUGCACGAACAUUCAACGGAGCUGUAGGAAAGUUCCCUUAAUUGCUGGACCACUCAUGCGGGAAGAGCUUCGCAGUGCGGAAGCACACCAUUAUCGGCAAGCGAACGUGACAUAUACCAUGACGAGGUUGCAGUGUUGGUGGCUAAAGAAGAAAGGGGAAAACAAAUUCCAAAGGCGAGUCCGCUCUACAAGCUGA
Molecule: messenger RNA, 1224 nt
Organism: Armigeres subalbatus
Lineage: Eukaryota; Metazoa; Arthropoda; Insecta; Diptera; Culicidae
Exons: 1
Coding region: 1-1224 (407 amino acids)
Source: RefSeq, a predicted model, not a curated record